CGAUCAUUUCUGCAUUCAAUUACCGGAAUUAUGCUCUGAUGUUUUAAUGCCAGCUGAAUCAAAAUGUCAAAACCAACUUUAAUCUUCUGUCCCGGCGCCUGGAGCCCUCCAACAGCGUUCAACCCUCUCAUCGAAAAGCUUCCCGAAUACACAUCCCAAACAAUAGCAUUCCCCUCCGUACAUCAAGCAACUACCAUCAAAGAUCUGAAACCGGACAUUGAAGCUCUCCGCAACGUUGUCCAAAGUGAAUGCGAUCAAGGCCAUGAAGUAGCUAUCAUCUCGCACAGUUGGUCCGGUCUACCCGUCAGCAGUGCCCUUGACGAAUCGAGUCGGACGGAACGUCAGAAAAUAGGUACAAAGGGUGGAGUAGUCAAGCUAAUUUAUAUAUCUGCUUUUAUACCAGAGAUCGGGCAGAGUUUGCUUCAGACUCAAGGCGGCGUACCGCCGGAUUGGUAUAUUCGUGAUGAAAUGAAUAACACUGUAUUAUCCUCUGAUCCAUAUACUCUAUUCUUCCAUGAUGUCCCUAACGGACAAGAAUGGGCCCAAACCCUUCGUCCGCAUGCUUGGGCGAGCAUGAAUUCGCCCACGACCAGUGCGUCAUACCUAGAAAUACCAUGCGCUUAUUUACUCUGUGAAAAUGAUCGAGCUAUCCCACUAUCCGUGCAGGAGGCGAUGGUGGAGAGAGCACGAUCUAAGGGCGCGGUUAUCACGACGGAAAAGGUGAAGACGGGUCAUACGCCGUGGUUGGUAGUGCCGGAUGAGGUUGCGGCGUUUGUCAAUAGGCAGAUUGAGUAAGAACCUAGUCAGAGAUACGUCAGCUAUGUUAGUUAGGAUUGGACACCGUUGAAGUUGUUUAAGGACCUAGUAUGGGAUUGUAUCGCUGCGCAUAAGGUUCUUAUAUUUCCGAAUAGGACUUCCUGCAUCACAAAAGGUCUGAUGACCCUUUUGAACCCGAGAAAGGGGAACAAAAAUCUCCAAACCGGCAUUAUGAUACGUGCGGGUGAAUAAGCCUGGAGGGUAGAUACAAGAUGUCUUCCCUUGUGCAAUAGUUCUUUCCGUCAGCAAACCCCAACCUUCGAAGG
Molecule: messenger RNA, 1082 nt
Organism: Talaromyces stipitatus ATCC 10500
Lineage: Eukaryota; Fungi; Ascomycota; Eurotiomycetes; Eurotiales; Trichocomaceae
Exons: 2
Coding region: 64-795 (243 amino acids)
Source: RefSeq, a predicted model, not a curated record